AUGAAGAGCUACCCCUCAGACUCCGCCACCCGCUGGGCCGAGGUUGUUGCAAGGCACACUAUUUUCGACCAGUUUCUCCAUCGGGUUUGUUUCUCCAGCUCGGUCUUCAACGCCCUAUCCAAUUGUUCCUCCUCCCCGGGCAUUCAUUUCGGUGUCAUCGCUUUCCCCGGUCUUUCGUCUCCAGGGUUCCUUUGUCUUUUUGCCUUAACUGGACGAACCCAGCUUGCUUAUUUGUCUCUGCGAACUCCUCAAACAACUCCCCGGUCCUCAUCAAACCCCGCCGCCAUGUCGACAUCCGCUCGCAGACGUCUUAUGCGUGAUUUCAAGCGUAUGCAAACCGAUCCUCCUGCCGGUGUUUCUGCCUCGCCCGUAGCAGACAAUGUUAUGACAUGGAAUGCCGUCAUUAUCGGCCCUGCUGACACUCCCUUCGAGGAUGGUACCUUCCGUCUGGUCAUGCAUUUCGAAGAGCAAUACCCGAACAAGCCUCCCGGUGUCAAGUUCAUUAGCCAGAUGUUCCACCCCAAUGUGUACGGAACGGGUGAAUUGUGUUUGGACAUUCUCCAAAACCGCUGGAGUCCUACCUAUGAUGUGGCGGCUAUCCUUACCAGCAUUCAGAGUUUACUGAAUGACCCGAACACGUCAUCCCCCGCAAACGUGGAAGCCUCGAACCUCUACAAAGACAACCGAAAGGAAUACGUCAAACGUGUACGUGAGACCGUCGAGAAGAGUUGGGAAGACUAG
Messenger RNA from Aspergillus chevalieri, 741 nucleotides. It is a transcript of the gene ubc2, whose product is annotated as E2 ubiquitin-conjugating protein RAD6. The coding region runs from base 1 to 741 and encodes 246 amino acids. Gene Ontology annotation, biological process: protein polyubiquitination; DNA repair; proteasome-mediated ubiquitin-dependent protein catabolic process. Gene Ontology annotation, cellular component: HULC complex. The transcript is spliced from 7 exons. Lineage: Eukaryota; Fungi; Ascomycota; Eurotiomycetes; Eurotiales; Aspergillaceae. Gene Ontology annotation, molecular function: ubiquitin conjugating enzyme activity. The record is from RefSeq and is a predicted model, not a curated record.